Messenger RNA from Marmota monax (woodchuck), 4132 nucleotides. RefSeq names its product tripartite motif containing 46 (gene Trim46). Lineage: Eukaryota; Metazoa; Chordata; Mammalia; Rodentia; Sciuridae. The record is from RefSeq and is a predicted model, not a curated record. Gene Ontology annotation, molecular function: protein binding; zinc ion binding. Bases 1094 to 3373 code for a protein of 759 amino acids. The transcript is spliced from 10 exons.
CCACCACUGGAAGGGAUGAGGGAAGGGACCGAGUCAGGCUCCGCCCCCCUCCAGGAGUCACAGGCACCUUGGGUCGGUCCGGAGCUCGGCAGGCCGACUACUCCCCAGCACCCAGGGCUGCAGCCGCACUCCCAGCCCCCCUCAUCCCGCAGCGAGCCCCAGGAACUCCUCAACCCAGGACGGCCGACCCCUCCGGUCCCGUGGAAAUGCCCGCUCCCUAGAACCCGGAGCACGUCAGCUUUGACCCGAAAGGACUUGGAAAGCCGGCCCGCCCAAACUCCGACCCCGACUAGCCAGGCCUGGGGAUCCCGUCGGUCCUGUUACCCAUCAUGCCCCUGCAGUGGGUCGGAUCCGAGCCUCCGGCCAAGAAAGAGGAGAGCCGAACUGGGCGCGGUUAAUUGUGCGCAUGCGUCAGCGCCCCAUGCGGACUGGCUUCACCCCACCUCUUCCUCUUUCUCCCUCUCGGCGCCGGCACGCAGCGCCCUCUUCUGACAAGGAGGAAAUAAUGCGUCUAGGAGCAUCCUCGGCCACCGCCCUGGUCCACAGCCUUCCCCUGUACCCAGUGGGUCCGCCGCCUCUCAGUACAAGCUGCACUUACGUCUUCAAGUCAUUGGGCACAUGGCCUCUAUCCUGUAGCCCAUCAGUGUCUUCUCUGCCGUUCAUUUAUGUCACCUCUAGCGCAUGUUCCUAAACCUACCUGCCACGCUUACUGCCUCAACAUCUCAUGUGGGUUCUUGCCCAACCCAAACUGAAGCGCUCCCAACCUGGAGCUCAUCUUCCUCUAACACUAGCCUCUUGCUAUACUAUGAGGAAAAAUAAGAGCUAACGAAGAAUUCUAACAUCAGACAUGCAAAUACCAUUCCAUGUUACCCAACCCCCGUGAACGCCUUUCCAAAACCACGUGGGGUUUUGGAACUAUUUCCCACCCACCCCCCACCCCGACGGGCGCCGUUCAAGGCUGGUCCCUGGAGCAUGCGCAGUGACACCUCACCCCCACCCCUCCCCACACCCCCACCGGGCUCCUGCAUUAAGCCCGGGGUUCGCAGCCGCAGCCGGGAUCAGGCACCCGGGGGCGGGCGGGCACGGUAGGGCCAUGGCUGAGGGUGAGGAUAUGCAGACCUUCACUUCCAUCAUGGAUGCACUGGUUCGCAUCAGUACAAGCAUGAAGAACAUGGAGAAAGAACUGCUGUGCCCAGUGUGUCAAGAGAUGUACAAGCAGCCACUGGUGCUGCCCUGUACCCACAACGUGUGCCAGGCCUGUGCUCGGGAGGUGUUGGGCCAGCAGGGCUACAUAGGCCAUGGUGGGGACCCGAUCUCGGAGCCCACGUCUCCUGCCUCCACCCCUUCUACCCGCAGCCCCCGCCUCUCCCGCAGAACUCUCCCCAAGCCAGAUCGCUUGGACCGGCUGCUUAAAUCAGGCUUUGGGACAUACCCCGGGCGGAAGAGAGGUGCUUUGCACCCCCAGGUGAUCAUGUUCCCAUGCCCGACCUGCCAGGGUGACGUGGAGCUGGGGGAGCGGGGCCUGGCGGGGCUUUUCCGGAACCUGACCCUAGAGCGUGUGGUGGAGCGGUAUCGCCAGAGUGUGAGCGUAGGAGGCGCCAUCCUGUGCCAGUUGUGCAAGCCCCCACCACUAGAGGCCACCAAGGGCUGCACAGAGUGUCGUGCCACCUUCUGCAAUGAGUGCUUCAAGCUCUUCCACCCCUGGGGCACCCAGAAGGCCCAGCAUGAGCCCACCCUGCCCACCCUCUCCUUCCGCCCCAAGGGCCUGAUGUGCCCAGACCACAAGGAAGAGGUGACCCACUACUGCAAGACAUGUCAACGGCUGGUAUGCCAACUCUGCCGGGUGCGACGCACCCACAGCGGGCACAAGAUCACACCAGUGCUCAGCGCUUACCAGGCCCUCAAGGACAAGCUGACAAAGAGCCUGACAUACAUCCUGGGAAACCAGGACACGGUACAGACCCAGAUCUGUGAGCUGGAGGAGACCGUCAGGCACACUGAGGUGAGUGGUCAGCAGGCGAAGGAGGAGGUGUCACAGCUGGUACGGGGGCUGGGGGCUGUGCUGGAGGAGAAGCGGGCAUCGCUGCUUCAGGCCAUUGAAGAAUGUCAGCAGGAGCGGCUGACCCGUCUCAGCGCCCAGCUCCAGGAGCACCGGAGCCUGCUGGACGGCUCAGGCCUGGUGGGCUAUGCCCAGGAAGUGCUUAAGGAGACAGACCAGCCUUGCUUUGUACAAGCAGCCAAACAGCUGCACAACAGAAUUGCCAGAGCCACUGAGGCCCUCCAGACAUUCCGACCAGCUGCCAGCUCCUCCUUCCGCCAUUGCCAGCUGGAUGUGGGGCGUGAGAUGAAGCUGCUGACAGAGCUCAGCUUUCUUCGAGUGCCCGAGGCACCCGUCAUUGACACCCAGCGCACCUUUGCCUAUGAUCAGAUCUUCCUGUGCUGGCGGCUGCCCCCCCACUCACCACCUGCCUGGCACUACACGGUCGAGUUCCGUCGCACUGAUGUGCCUGCCCAGCCGGGCCCCACCCGCUGGCAGCGGCGGGAGGAGGUGAGGGGCACCAGUGCUCUCCUUGAGAACCCUGACACAGGCUCUGUGUACGUGCUGCGUGUCCGGGGCUGCAACAAAGCCGGGUACGGCGAGUACAGCGAAGACGUACACCUGCACACACCCCCAGCACCUGUUCUGCACUUCUUCCUCGAUGGCCGCUGGGGUGCGAGCCGCGAGCGGCUGGCUAUCAGUAAGGACCAGCGAGCAGUGCGGAGUGUCCCCGGGCUGCCCCUGCUGCUGGCUGCUGAGCGGCUGCUGACUGGCUGUCACCUGAGUGUGGAUGUGGUCCUGGGCGAUGUAGCUGUGACCCAGGGCCGCAGCUACUGGGCCUGUGCCGUAGACCCUGCCUCCUACCUGGUCAAGGUGGGCGUCGGGCUGGAGAGCAAGCUUCAGGAAAGCUUCCAGGGUGCCCCGGAUGUGAUCAGCCCCAGGUAUGACCCGGACAGCGGGCAUGACAGCGGUGCAGAGGAUGCCACCGUGGAGGCGUUACCACCCUUUGCUUUCCUAACCAUCGGCAUGGGCAAGAUCCUGCUGGGGUCUGGAGCAAGUUCAAAUGCAGGGCUGACAGGGAGGGAUGGCCCGGCUGCCAGCUGCACAGUGCCCCUGCCACCCCGCCUGGGUAUCUGCUUGGACUAUGAGCGGGGUCGGGUCUCUUUCCUGGAUGCUGUGUCCUUCCGGGGGCUCCUCGAGUGCCCCCUGGACUGCUCAGGGCCUGUGUGCCCUGCCUUCUGCUUCAUAGGGGGUGGUGCGGUACAGCUGCAGGAGCCUGUGGGCACCAAGCCGGAGAGGAAAGUCACCAUUGGAGGCUUCGCCAAGCUAGACUGAUCCUUUCCGACGGCUCUGUCGACCUGGAGUCUCACUGGGCCCUGGCUUCCCCGAGCCUCCCACACUGGGUUGUUUCCCCAGCAACAUCUCCCCCAACUCUUCCUGACAUGUGGUCCUGCCCCUCACCUUCUGUCUGUGUCUUCCCAGGGCUUUCUCUUGACCAAGGGACUCUCCUCAGCUCACCUCUCUGGAUGCCCCCCAUUCUCUCCAUUGCCUGUUAGUUAGCCCCAGCCCCCAUGCCCACCAAGCCUCCGCCCCUUGCCUUGCCCUUGGCAUCUUACCCAAAUCAUGGAGAGAGCCCCUUCCUCACCCUUGUCUUGUGCCAAGGCUGACUGGGAGGGAGGGCGCCUGGAAUACUGGGCAUGAUCCCCAGCUCUGCCCUUUGCCUUGCCAAACUCCCUGCCCCGUUGAUGCUGAACUACGUACAGCCUUGGGGCAGACGGGCUUUUGGUCUCCCGAGUGGGGACAGGACCCUAUCAUCCUGCUUUAUUUGGGUCUCCCCUACCCCCCAGCCGCAUGCCCCUUACCUCCCUCUUUUCCCGCCUGCAUGCUUUACCUGUCCCGUACCCAUGCCAACUUGCCAAGUCUCCCUUGGGGACCCGGCUGAGGCUGGAUGUUCCUGCUGGGUUGGGCCAGGCAAGGCGUCUCGUGCUUGCUGCUGCCUCCCUGCAGUGGGCACUCUAGACCUGUGCCAAGCAACAGCUGUAACUUUCAUGGUUUAUAACAAUAAACUGUGACGCCAGGCACAUUUCUGCCUUC